Messenger RNA from Alligator mississippiensis (American alligator), 7177 nucleotides. RefSeq names its product t-complex 11 like 1 (gene TCP11L1). The coding region runs from base 127 to 1683 and encodes 518 amino acids. Gene Ontology annotation, biological process: signal transduction. The record is from RefSeq and is a predicted model, not a curated record. The transcript has 10 exons. Lineage: Eukaryota; Metazoa; Chordata; Crocodylia; Alligatoridae.
UGUGCGCAGGGGCGGGGCAGGCGCUCGCGGGCUGCCGGCUGCUGCAGUGCUGAUCCGGCACGACCCGGCCCUGUAUCGUGGGCGCCGCCGCCGCCGCCCGGAGGGAAGGGCGAGAACGCGUCAAAAAUGUCAUCUCAGGAUCCUGACAAGCCAUGUACAGGUGAAGGAAAAUCGAACGAUUCAGCAGGUACACGAGAGGACAGUUUGGACAACCCAGAUCAGUCCAUUAGAAAAAGGAUACGACAAAGUACCUCAAGUCCAAACAGAGACAACACGUCACAAUCUAGUCCCCCUCGUUUUGUAUCAGCGGAGGAACUGAUGGAAACAGCAAAAGGAGUUACCAACAUGGCAUUAGCACAUGAAAUUGUAGUUAAUGGAGACUUCCGCAUUAAACCAACUGAAUUACCGGAAGGCAGCUUGGAGAAAAAAGUGAGAGAGAUUGUACACAAAGCCUUUUGGGAUUGUCUGGAAGCCCAGUUAAAUGAAGAUCCACCGACAUAUGAUCAUUCAAUUAAACUUCUGGGGGAGGUAAAAGAGACUCUUCUCUCUUUCUUACUGCCUGGUCAUUCUAGAUUAAGAAAUCAGAUUACUGAAGUUCUUGAUUUGGACCUGAUAAAGCAAGAAGCAGAAAAUGGAGCCCUAGACAUUUCUAAACUGGCAUCAUUCAUCAUUCGAAUGAUGGGGACCCUCUGUGCUCCAGCUAGAGAUGAGGAAAUUAAGAAACUAAAAGACAUUCAUGAAAUUGUUCCAUUGUUCAGAGCAAUUUUCUCUGUCUUAGACUUAAUGAAAAUGGACAUGGCCAACUUUGCUGUCAGUAGUAUUAGGCCACAUCUAAUGCAGCAGUCUGUUGAAUACGAAAGAAAGAAAUUUCAGGAGCUUCUUGAGAAACAGCCAAACUCUCUAGACUUUGUCACAGACUGGCUUCAGGAGGCAUCAGAUGAUCUUACUAAGCUAAGGCGCAUAAAUUUAUCUUCACCCUUUGGUGGUGGCCCUGCAGCUAGUGGAAUUCCUGUGCUGUGUCCUGUCUCUGUUCAGAAUCAGGCAUACCUGAAGCUGCUAAAGUGGGAUCAUGUACACCGGCCUUUUCCAGAAACGAUGUUAAUGGACCAAUCCCGUUUUCAGGAAAUGCAGUUGGAGCUGGAACAGCUCAUCUUGAUUGGAGCUGUCCUCCUGGUCACAUUCAGUACAGCAGGCACAGCACUCUCUGGUCUGCCAGGAUUUGCUGACAAAAUUAAAGCUAUUAUAAAGGUGCUGCUGGCAGGCAUGCACGUUCCCUCCUUUAACUUGGGUGAUGCUUUGGCUAUCAUUGGUGAGAAGGUGUGUGCUGAAGUCAAUAGCUGUCUUUCCCAGCAUGGGUUUACACCAUUCACAACUGAGAAAGAGACUGUACUUAAAGGACAGAUCCAGGCAGUGGCAAAUCCUGACAACACCAUAUGCAAGCUGAUAGAUUCUCGAAUCCAAACAUUCCUGGAGAGUUAUCUUGCUUCGAGUCCUCAGAAGUUUUUACCUGCCAUUCCAGGUGGACUAGGCCCUAUUCAAAAGGAGCUGGAAGAAAUUGCUGUCAAAUACGUUCGUCUUGUCAAUUAUAACAAGAUGGUCUUCAGCCCUUACUAUGACGCUGUUCUCAGCAAAAUAUUGGAUAAAGAAGAAUCUCAACUAGUAGGGAAGUCAGAAAAGUUAUAAUACCCAUUCAUAUGCUUCUUAGACAGUGUUAGUUUUGUCUUCUAUUAAAAUGUUGCACCUAACUUUGCUCUGGAAAACAGCUUUCCAUUUAAACUUUUUUUUUCUUUAAGUAACACUGGCUUAUUCUGAAGGAGAAAGGUGCUCUGAAGUAAAAACAGUUGAAUCUUUAGGUAUGCCAGACUAAUGAUCUGUAUUUUUUUUGCAGUUUUCAGAAACUGAGCAGCUGUUAGAUAAAGUGAUAAUUUUGCAAUCAAAUGGCAUCUUAAAUGGCUGAUUUUAGGUGUCCAAACUCUCUAGUUUAUCACAAAGGUAGUAUGUGCUUUGAUGUAAAGCAGAUUAGCAAAGGUCUCUUCCAAGUUUGAGUGAUUUGGCCUCGAGAAACCUUAUACUAACAACUGACAAACGUAACAGUUUAACUAACAUAAAAUUCCAGAUGUGAGAAACUUGGCUAACAGUAAUCAAGAGUGAGGCCAAAUGCAGCACUUUACUGUAAUAUUAUAUUUUGUAUUUGAAAGCUGCUAGUCUUUCUGCUAAUCACAUUUUUUCUAUUGCAUGUUUUCCUCUCUACCUGCAAAUGCGUUACCAAAAACAUUAUAUAAUUAUAUUUUUGUAGUGAAUUUUCUGGAUAUUGGGUAACUGUCCUCUUUGUACAGUAUUUACAAAGGUGGCAAUCUGUAAGAUUGCAACUGUAUUUAUUUAUUUAUUGUAAAGAUUUCAGAAGGGCAGAGAGAAAACUGUUUUGAUAAGACUGGCACUUCUUGCCUUUCUGUUGCUGAUAGUUUAUUCCUUUUUAUGUAAAUUACUUAUUUUAAAAAGUCAAAUUUAAUGUUUUUAGAAGAUGGAUAAAGGCUUCACCAUUGAAUUUUAGGCUGAAGGAAACUACUUGUUUUUUAAAUUGUGAUGUAAGUGAAGACUUAUGCUCAUAGCUUCAGAAAUACCAAUGAAAUUCAGAACAAAUCAGUAACAUUUUGGUAAUAGUAAUUUUUAUGUGUAUAGAAGGAAAUGAGCUAUUUUAAGUUAAUUGGAAUUAAUGUGAAAAUAUUUGGUGGUAUUUUGUUUUCCAGUUUUAUAGAGAAGUUCUUGAACUCAAAAACAUUUGUAGAUCCUUGAGAAAUUAUCUACUUAAUCUCUCAAAUGAGUGUCCUCUGAAGGUGUUCUGAUCUCAGUGGUUCAACAGCAUGAAAAGUAAUAUUUUUUUCUUUGAGAAUUAAGUAAAUCUUAGAUUUAAGGCUGUGGCUGCAUCCACACGAGAUGCUGACUGUGUAGUCAUUACUGCAGUCAUUUAUUUAGUACUUGUAUAAACAACUAAAUGACUGCAUAGUACCAGAGUACUGUGCACUAGCGAUGCCAAAUGGCUUUUUCAUGACACUGACUGCACAGUAGCUUGCUGCUACUGCACAGUAGCGUCACAUCACGCUUCCUGGCACACGGCACUGCUGCACAGUAGUAAUGAGUUAAAAGGAAAACUGAAGUGGUCUUCAGCUGUUACUGCCCAGGAGGCUUUGGGUAAGAAGUGGUUUCAGAAGUGAUUAUCAUCUUGGUUACCAUAAGGUGAUGUACCCAUGGGUACAAGUGAUAGCCCAGUGCCUACUCCUAAACUGGGGGCCUCAAUAAAAUAGACUAUAUUCCAGGGGUAGGCAACUCCCAGCACAGGUGCCAGAGCAUGGCACGCAAAGACAUUUUGCUUGGCACAUGCACCUUGGGAUGGACGGUGGGGAAAGGGCCAGGACUGUGCUGCCACAAGGAUUGGGCCUUUCGGCUUCCCUGCCCUUCACCCCUGGUAUGCCAACGUCUUACGAGUUGAGGUUGCAGGUGUUUUGGGGACUCUGCCCAAAACAUUGACAAGUCCUGGUGUAUUCUAAAACAAAGGAAUUAAAAUGAGGCCUGUUUUUUAAGUGCUAAUUAUGCUGUCAAUUCUAUUCUUUCUUUAGUCAAUCACUGUAGUUUGAAUGGGAUGUACGUACAUCAUGUAUACCAGUGCUUCUGUUUCUUUUGACACUUUGAAGUAGCAGUAGUUCCUACAGUUUGAACAGGGGGAGAAGGUUGCAGGAGCUUUCAGCUCUGAGGAUGAGGACAUAGGACUACAUUGUUUGAUUUCUUCGUAUGCCAGUGUGAAACACAGAUUUCUUCAUUUUAUGAUUUAAAAAAUAAUUACAUCAAUAACAAACUGUUUUUCUGUCAGAGCUUUCUUGGCCACAUUUUUUCUAUUCUUAUAGUUGAAGGUUGUUUGAGCUUGUGGUUAGGGAGAAAAGGUGAAAACUGUAAUUUUAUUUGUCUAGUAAUUUUUUGUAUUGUCUGUUUACAAAUUCUGCAUAAGGAAAGUAUAAAGUAUUCCAGAGAAGCGAAUUCCUUACUGUCUUCCUUAAGUGUUUGAUACUAUUGUUCUCCAUACCUUUGCAUAUCAGGCUGUAAUCUUAAGUCUUGUCUUUUCAUAGUGGAUGCUUCCAACCUUUUACAAUAUAAAUGCUGCUCUGGAAGUGCAGUAGUCCAUAAUGCUGUUGUAGCUCUGUGUGAUUUUUAUUUUUUUAAUAACUCGUCUAUGUAACAACACCUCAUCAGUUUGUUAAAAAAGAGUGAAGGUUAGAAAACAAACUGCUUGACUUUUACUAUUCUAUUUAAUGUGAUUUUAAAUGUGUACAUUUUUUAAAUUGUUUUUUUAUCAGUAUUACCUAAAGUUUUCAUUUAUUCUUGAAGUCACUUGAGCUGUGUGCUAUACAAAAGCAGAUGUGGGGGUUACAAUUGUUUAAAAAGGAUACACGAGUAAGAUUAUCAGGGCUAUGGGUACACCUCUCUAGUGCUGCUACAUUCAUUUUUGUAUUCUUUGGGGGGCAGAAGUGUGGGGUUAGUGUGAGGUAAGGAAGAAAUUGAAUGGUGUGGGUAAAAGGAAGGAGAGGGAUGGAAGAUGGUCGUAUAGGGAGAGGAAUCUGAAGGGCCAGGCCAAGAGGAGACUGUGAGGAGAUUUUGAAGCAGAUAACAAUUGAUGUCCAGAGUUGUAAUCAGCAUAACACUUGGACUGUCAAUAUGUGUCGUCAUCUCCCCACAGCCAGUUCUAGAUUUGAACCCUCCAGCGUAUUCAUAUGAUUCGUCAAUCUGGUUGUGAAUUCCUUUAACGUAUAAGCCCUCCUACUUUUUUACAAGAUUUUCUUCAAUUAGUUUUGUCCCACUGUUUCGGAUAUGCCAAGGGUGCCCAGCUAGAAACAAUCAACUAUAUUUCUUCUUAGUGUUUCAAGGCACUUUUUCUUCUGGUUAUAUGUUUAGGAAGGAAUCUAAUACAGUGUAACUGCUAAGUUGAUAUCUUCUUAAAUCCAGAAUGGAGAUAAUUUUAAUGACUGAGAAAUAGGGGUAUGACAAAUGUUACAAUGGCAAAAACAGCAAAGAGCUUGAAGGACACUUGCAGCAAACAAAACCAUGGCUUCAUAAUGAUGAGGAAGACUUAAUAAAAUAGUGGAAGUGAAGAAUAUCUGUGCUUGAGCACCUCCUAUAAUUCACAUUUCAAAUUCAUACUUAUCUGCAGUUUUUAUGCCCAUGCAUAAGAACUCAUUAACGCUAAUGAAGAAAACACAUUUGUUAGUUUUUGUGAAGGCCAUAGUGGGUACAAUAGUAGCUCCUUUAACUUGUUUUUUAAGAUUAAUGCAGUUUGGUUGGGUUUUUUUAAGAACAUUUGCAGAAACAUGGAUUGGUGUUUGAGUUUAAGCAAGUUUAUGUUAGCUAACUGAGACAGACAUGCUUGGUGGUAACUGACUAUUUGCAUCACUGCCUUCUGGAAAGGCAUCUUAUAAUGCUGCUUUACAGUAAAUGGGCUGUAAAUGGCAGGCCAAAAGCACUGUAAAUGGGCAGGCCAAAUACUGGACAAACCUGACUGAUGCCAAAAGAUGAUGUGAAUCUGACUCAGAAUUAUUUUUAUGUGGAAUUGAAUUAAGGUUCUUUUUUCACAUUAACUUGUACUUUUAUGAGGCCUUAAGAAACCAACUAGGCCUCUCUUGAGCUUGUUCCCAGGCUGUUGCUAGCCUGGUUUUAGAAGUGCUAAACUGUGUUAGUUUCCAAACCAUGGGCUAUUUUACCCUUUUGAGUGGUGACUGAAGGGAAGAAAUAAACUAGAGGUUAAUCGGUUCUAAAUUCUACGCUUUGGAGCUGCUCCAUGCUCAGCACUUGUGCAAAUGAAGUCACUUCUUCAGAGAUCUAAAUAUGCAUGUAAAAAAUCUAAAACUUAAGCAUCAAGUUUUGAAAUCCUGACCCAAGAGUCCAGGUGAAGAAGAAACAGGUUUGAGUAACCGUUGACUUUGCAGUUGUUCAAAGAUGUUAAAUAACAGACAGGACCUAUCCCAUCUUGCUUGAUGCAAGUAAAAACUGGCAUUUCUGCUUUGUAGUUGGGCAUUAUUUUUGUUCUGUAUACUGGUAUGAAAUCCCUGUGUAGCAUUCCAAGCUUAUGUUUUACCUCCAGAAAAAUACAUUGGAAGAAAUAGUUGCUUACCCUAAUAUGCAAGCUCCGUUCUGUUUCAAUUCCCAUUCUCUAUGUGUCACAGUGAGGUAUCUGAGCACCUAUUCUACAGACCCAUGGUAAUGCAAAGAAUAGCAAAUGGUCUUGCUUAUAAGAAAAGGUGGUAGUAAUGGGUAGGUAUGAAUAAAUGCAGUUAUGAAAAGAAAUUUAAGUACAGAUCCUGGAUGACUGGUGUGCCAGUGGAUAAAAAUACACUUCCUUUAUCUAGGAGGCUGCUUCCUCCUCCCCUGCAAAGCCACAAAAAUGCAGAUAUACAUGAGUACCAGCUUCUGCUUAUUGUGACACCGAGCUUUGCUUCUGCAUGUUGUUCACAUGUUCAGUACAGUACAUUGUAUUUUGUUCCCAUUCUGAAGACUUAGUUAUGAAGUUUGACUCUUCAUAAACUGUCAGGAAUAUGAAAUGUAGCCUUAGUCAGCAAGAUGGCUUGUUCAAUAGAGGAUUUUGUACCAAAAACUACUGACUGUUUUGGGUUUUGUAGGCCAAGCAAAUCCUACAGUGAUUACAGUAACCUUUUCAUGUGUUUAUAUUUAGUAGUAGCUAGUACAUUCCAUAAUGCAUCUCAAAUUAUCACUCCAUGUUCUCUUCCUCAAGUGCUAGCAGCUGGCAAGCUAAAUUGAAAAACACACAGCAAAUCAACUUUCUAAUAAUUUUGCUGACUGUUGAUGGCAAUGCUACACUCAGCUGACCACAAGAGGCCAGAAUUUAGCUUAUCUAUCUGUGCUUUUUCAUACAGUUACCUUAGUUCCUACCCUUGCUCUGCUGAACUUGAGGAUCAGGAUCACAUGUAUGUAAAUAUCUGUACAAUUUCCUUUGUGUUAAUGAUACUAUCACACUGUUUUUGAAGGGUACUGGACAGUUAAACUCCUGAGAUAUGUAUGAUAUGAUUGGUUUCCCUGAAAGGCUUAUUGCUAACAUCCUUUUUGAAGUGGCUUUGGCUGAGCAAUGUUAAACAAAAAAACCCCACGUGUAUGAAAUAAAACCUGAAUGAGGCAUGAA